AUGUCCAGUAUCAAGCUGUUCUUCCUCCAAGCCUCACGCUCGAUCCGUACUGCCUGGCAACUUGAAGAGCUGGGUCUCAACUAUGAACUCAAGUUCGCACCUCGAGAAAAUGGCGUUGCUCCUCCGGCGUUCAAGAAAGAGGCGGGCGGUCUUGGAAAGUUUCCUUCACUCGAAGAUGAAGGCAUAAUGUACUACGAAAGUGGCGAUCCGCAACGCUACAAAGCACUUCAAUGGGUGCACGCUUCCGAGGGCAUGUUCUUGCUCCACGGUCUGGCUUGUCUGUACGCGAAAUGGUUUCAGCAGGAUGGCGAUGUUCAGAAGACUCAAGAAGGCAUGAGCAAGAAUUUGAUCAAGGAUAUGGACUACUUGCAAUCUGAGCUGGAGAAGAGUAGUGGGAAGUUUUUGCUUGGGGAUAAGCUCACAGUGGCGGAUGUCAUGAUGCACUUCUCCGCCCGAUUCAUCAUUGUGAGAGAGCUGGGCACAAUGGGAAAUAGGUGGCCUAAGAUCGAAGAGUGGCUGGACCUUUGUGAGGCUCAGCCAGCAUAUCAGGCUGCUGUCAAGAAGACUGGACAUCAGCUGUGA
Molecule: messenger RNA, 582 nt
Organism: Pseudocercospora fijiensis CIRAD86
Lineage: Eukaryota; Fungi; Ascomycota; Dothideomycetes; Mycosphaerellales; Mycosphaerellaceae
Exons: 2
Coding region: 1-582 (193 amino acids)
Source: RefSeq, a predicted model, not a curated record